Molecule: messenger RNA, 932 nt
Organism: Colias croceus (clouded yellow)
Lineage: Eukaryota; Metazoa; Arthropoda; Insecta; Lepidoptera; Pieridae
Exons: 2
Coding region: 171-749 (192 amino acids)
Source: RefSeq, a predicted model, not a curated record
UAGUCUUUGCAGUUGAAUUGUCUGAUUUUGUUACCUUUUGUAUUGAGCGUAGUAGUGAAUAAUAAUUUGUUUUGCGGUCAAUUCAUUUAUGAUAAAUAGUUAUUAGCCAAUACUUUGUAUAAGAAUUUUGUAUCAAAUUUCAGGAUUUUGCAACUGCCUCCCAAUUAAAUAUGUCGGAGAAAAGCGAAAUCACUAAGGAAAUUUCUGAAUUAACCAAAAAGCGCAGCAGCUAUAAAGGCAACUGUCAUUUAACUUAUGAAGAAUUGUAUACAACUUUAACUCAAAUAGAGGCGAUUUUAAACUCUCGACCACUCACUCCGUUAUCGUCACAUCCAGAAGAUUUGACCCCACUGACCCCCGGCCAUUUUUUGAUUGGACGUCCGAUGACAGCCAUUCUUACUGAGGACUAUCAAGGACUGAAACCGGAGACUCAUCUUACGAGAUACCAACGAAUUGAGCAACUCCGUCAACAUUUUUGGGCACGAUGGAGCAAGGAAUAUAUUUCUGAACUUCAAACACGUACUAAAUGGCAGACUUCAUCCAAACCGCUGGAAGUCAACUCGUUGGUCCUUAUAAAGGAAGAUAAUAUGCCACCGUUAAAGUGGAAGCUGGGUCGUGUAGUUGCCCUUUUUCCUGGCCUGGAUGGGAUCGCUCGCGUUGCAGAGAUCCGGACAGCCAACGGGAUAGUGAAGAGGUCCUUCAGUAAAAUAUGUCCACUCCCGAUAACAGCUGAUAAGUGCGUAAUUUGAACUGCGGUUGAAUGCAGGCCUUCAACGCCCGGGGGCAUGUUUGCGCCUGAAGUUAAAAAUAAGCAAUGACGCAAAGCCGCGUCAUUUUCUAUUUCAAAUUAAAAAUAAAAAAACGAACUGUCAUAAUGUAACUUCAUAUUGUCUCAUCUCGUGAAUAUAACCUCUUGUACUCCUUGCUCUUAA